Messenger RNA from Sinocyclocheilus anshuiensis, 2537 nucleotides. It is a transcript of the gene khdrbs3, whose product is annotated as KH domain containing, RNA binding, signal transduction associated 3. The record is from RefSeq and is a predicted model, not a curated record. NCBI's taxonomy places the organism in Eukaryota, Metazoa, Chordata, Actinopteri, Cypriniformes, Cyprinidae. Gene Ontology annotation, molecular function: mRNA binding. The transcript has 9 exons. Gene Ontology annotation, biological process: regulation of alternative mRNA splicing, via spliceosome. Gene Ontology annotation, cellular component: nucleus. Bases 271 to 1305 code for a protein of 344 amino acids.
UGGACGGAGGCAUCUGCGAUUUUCUUGCAGAUGGGCUAAAGGCGAACCACCUGGGAAGUGCAUGGACAGUAGUUAUCACCAGCGCACCUAUAGAAAAAAGCAACUCCAGCUGAUCUUGUAGAUGCUCACCGGCCGCUGAUACAAUCACGGGGUUAUUUUCCUCACGACUGGUGCGCAUCUUGUCUGGGUUGCUUUAGGACAACAGCAGGAUCUUACAUUUCACAUCUUACAACUGACAAGCUUUUUGUAGGACCAAACGCACUGGGCGCGAUGGAUAACGAAAAGUACUUGCCAGAACUGAUGGCGGAGAAGGAUUCUCUGGACCCGUCCUUCCAGCACUCAUUGCGGCUUCUUGAUCAAGAAAUCGAAAAGGUACAGAAAGACGAAGACAAAGAGGAUGAGAAGUUCAUUGAUGUGGUCAUCAACAAGAACAUGAAACUGGGACAGAAGAUUUUGAUCCCUGUAAAACAGUUUCCCAAAUUUAAUUUUGUGGGUAAACUCCUGGGCCCUCGAGGGAACUCAUUAAAGAGACUGCAAGAGGACACACUGACCAAGAUGUCCAUCCUCGGAAAGGGAUCCAUGAGAGACAAAGAAAAGGAAGAAGAACUGCGAAAGAGCGGAGAGACAAAGUAUCAUCAUCUUAAUGAAGAUCUUCACGUGCUGAUCGAGGUGUUCGCGCCGCCCGCUGAAGCGUAUGCGAGAAUGGGUCAUGCUCUGGAGGAGAUCAAAAAAUUCCUUAUUCCGGACUAUAAUGAUGAGAUCAGACAGGCUCAGCUACAGGAGCUGACGUAUCUGAACGGCGCCUCGGAGGAUGCCAAAGUCCCAGCGGCCAGAGGCAAAAGCAGCACACGAGGCAGAGGAACGCCAGCGCCGGGACCGCACAGGUGUAGAGGGGGCGUUCCUCCUCCUCAGGCUGCAGUCCCGCGGGGGGUGGCGCCCAGAGGAGCUCCGCCCAGCAGGGUGCCGUCCAGCAGAGUAAGGGGCGUUCCCUCUCAGAGAGCACGAGGAGCUCCGCCCCCACCUGGGUACAGACCUCCCCCUCCGGUGGUGCAGGAUACCUAUGGUGAAUAUGAAUACGAUGAUGGAUAUGGAACAGCCUAUGAUGACCAGGGAUAUGACUCAUAUGACAACAACUACAACAAUCAGGCACCAAACUCAGAUGAUUAUUAUGAAUACAGCCAUGGUAUCAGCGGAGAAUCAUAUGACUCUUACGGCCCGGAGGAAUGGACAAACAACCGUAACAAGGCGCCACCAACAAGGACAAGCAAAAAAGUGUUCAGAGAGCAGCCGUACUCCCGAUUCUGACCUGCUACAGUCCUUCAUGUGCCCUCCCAAGUAAUGGAUUUUCUAUGGACUCUAUUUCAUUUUUGAGAAUAAAAUCAACCAAAAUGACAAAAAUAGAAAGUUGAAGAAGUCAAUGGGUAAAAUUAAGUUUCUGUGGAACUGAUUCUGUUGUAACAUGGACGACUCCCAUAAAUGGAUAUUUCGGAUCACUGGAUUAUGUAGUUUAAAUCAGCGAACCAAUCAGAAUUCAAAUAGACCUACUUAUGUCAGAUGGAGGCGGGCACUAGCGGUUAGGGGCGGAGUUACACAAGGUGUACGAUGUUUAGAAUCAGCAGGUCAUUUUUUGUAGAUACUUUUUUUUGAUGGGUGAUCAGCUUCAAUGUGUCCCUUGUAAAUUUGACCUUUAACUAGAGAAAAAAGUAAAAAAAAAUCUCACAUGUUGUUUUCCUUCCUUUCUCUUUUCUAAAUGGAAAGUUCUUUAGCGUUAAAGGGCUUAUAGGAGCAUGUUGUGAAAAAUAAAUAAAUAAAUAAAUACAAAUAAUUAUGUGCAGUUUCAGUUGCGAUGAGAAAAGCCUGCGUAGUUUUGUCUGGUUUUUGUGUUGAGCGUUUAAACCCUUUAAUGAGCUCUGUGGUAAUAGGUGUUUUCUUCUAGUGAGAGAUCUACUUUUAGACCUUUUGAGGAGCGACUAAAUUGAAAGUUUUGGGCAAUCCGACUGACUAAAAUUCCCAAUUCAAUUUCACAAUUUCAGCUGAUAUAUGAGAGAUUCCUUCAAGUUAAUGCCAUCUAGAAGUUACUCCUGCACACUUUACUGUGCAAUUCUAAUGCAUUAUAGUCCAUAUUAGCCUUUAUAUGCCACUAAUGUUGGCUUUCCAUUGGUAUAUUAUAUAGCGCGGAUGGGUUAAAAAUAGCAACAGAGCAUUUAAAAACAAGAAAAGACUAAACUGAAGCAUCGCUUGUGAUAGUCAAAGACAUUUACGGGGAAUUCAGCGGUUUUUGGCACAUCGUGUAUCCUAUAAAAGUUCGUGUAAUGCAUUUUAAGUGCACAGCAAAGUGUUACUGGUCAUUUCUAAACCAAAUAGUGUUGACUAAAGUUUAACUGGUACUGUUUUAUAAAACUAUUAAAAGUCUAAUCAAAUGUAUGCUGAAGUUUAAAAAGUGAUAGUAAUGAAAAUUAUUGUGGUACUGGUGGUGGCAGUUUAAUACAUUUCUGUUAAGAGCUAUAAUCUUUGUAAGCUUGUGUAAGCCCUUUAAU